This is a messenger RNA of Anas platyrhynchos (mallard), 1332 nucleotides long. It is a transcript of the gene CCDC107, whose product is annotated as coiled-coil domain containing 107. The record is from RefSeq and is a predicted model, not a curated record. NCBI's taxonomy places the organism in Eukaryota, Metazoa, Chordata, Aves, Anseriformes, Anatidae. Gene Ontology annotation, cellular component: intracellular membrane-bounded organelle; neuronal cell body; neuron projection. Gene Ontology annotation, biological process: synaptic transmission, cholinergic; protein localization to cell surface.
GCGGCGCGGCCGCGGCCAUGGCGCUGUCGGUGCUGCAGCAGGCGGUGGUGUCGGCGGUGCUGGUGCUCUGCGCGCUCCUCGCCGCGCCCAGGAUGCUCGGGGGAGGCGGCGGCAGGGCCGGCAGGGCUCCGCGGGGCCCCAGGGCCGGCCCCGGCCCUCACGAUCCCCGGGCGCAGCACGGAGGUAGCCCUCAGGCAGUUCAUCAAGUUCACCUGAAUCCAGGAAAUUCCGAGGGAUCAUAACUACCAGAGUAUUCAGCAGAUGAGAAAUGCAAUGGAAAAACAGAUAAAGAGUGAGAGGACAAGAGGAAAUGGUAGAGACUUAGCGUUCACCCUUAUGCCAUUGUAUGCUCUUGGAGUGGGAGUGUUUGCAGCAUACAAAUUCCUAAAGAUGAAGGCACAUGAAGAAAAUCUCGCUAAGAAGGAAAAAAGCACAGAAGACAAAGCAAAGGAAACCGAACAUCAGCUUUUAGAACUGGAGCAGCACCUAGCACAGACAGAGAAAAUGUUAAAUUCUUUAUUGACUCAGUUGGAUCCACUGUCAAACUGCGUCAAUGCUUUAGCUUGUGAGCAGAAAGAUGAAAUAAUGACACAGAUCCAAUCAAUUAGACGACUGAUGAAAGAAAGUGGAUUGGAUAAAUCAGAAAACAAGAUGACAGAUGUCAACCACAUUUGUAAUGAGAAACUUGAAGAUCUCAUUCAGUCAUUUGCGGAACACCCUCAAGAGAAAGAACUAGAUGACAGAGAAGAUGAUGGUAAUGAAGAUUUUCAGGAGGAUGUUGAUGAUGAUUACAAAAUAGAAGAGCAUGAAUUAUAUGAUGAGUGUGAAGUACACCGUUUUGAGCCAGAUGUGGUAGAAGACCAAGAAAUGAUAAACAAAAACGUCAUAGAAUCAGAGAUGGGAUUGAGGAGACGUAAUAGAUAUGAAUGAAAUCUGCAUGUAUAAAAUUUACAAAAGCUAAUGAUUUUGUUUUUCCACAAUGUUGUAUGCACUUUAAACUGUUUCCAAUGAAGCUCCAUGCACUGCUAUAUGCUUUAAAAAGAGGGGUGAAAGCUGCCUGUAUUCUUGUCUGUGAUGGUUCCCUAAGUGUCAUCAAUGGCAGCAAAGUUUCACUGAGGAUGUUUACGUAUUUUUUCUAUUUAUUUUUUCCUAUGAAAAUAUUUCUGUACUCUGUAUAUAAUGCACUGUAAUUAUAUCUGAUGCUUCACUAAAAUGUUGGAAUAUCUUGUAAUUUAGACUAAAGAAUAGGUGCUUUGUAAAUGUUUUAUAACUAGUGAGCUUAGUACCACUUGAACUGUGACUUGAGUUUAUUAAAGAGCAUGCACUGUUGAA